AUGGAGCCGAUUGGACAGAAGCUUAAAUACUUCUUUUACAACUAUUGGAACACAGUGACUACCAUAGCUGUUAUAUCAUUUUUGAUAGGAUUUGGCAUGCGAACGUUUGGUGUGAUAGCGACGGGUCGAGUAAUUCUGGCAUGCAAUUCCGUGUUAUGGACAAUGAAAAUGCUUGAUUACAUGAGUGUUCACCCACGAUUAGGACCUUAUAUCACUAUGGCUGGAAAAAUGAUUUUGAAUAUGUCAUAUAUCGUAGUCAUGCUGGUGGUGUCGCUAUUAGCGUUCGGCCUCGCUCGACAGUCAAUAACAUAUCCAAAUGAGGAAUUUCAUUGGCUGUUG
This is a messenger RNA of Strongylus vulgaris, 339 nucleotides long. The record is from the annotation of a GenBank genome assembly. Lineage: Eukaryota; Metazoa; Nematoda; Chromadorea; Rhabditida; Strongylidae.